Molecule: messenger RNA, 1089 nt
Organism: Cylicocyclus nassatus
Lineage: Eukaryota; Metazoa; Nematoda; Chromadorea; Rhabditida; Strongylidae
Source: the annotation of a GenBank genome assembly
AUGCUUCCACUGCCCAGUAAUGAUUUCAUACAAAACGACCUUCGCGCCUGCUUGGCUGAGCAGACGGAUUCACAGCAGCAGGUGGAUGGAAGCAAUGCCACAACUUCAAUUUUGGAAGCUUCGAAAAAGCAUUCAAAUCUUUUUUCAACAAAAGCUGAAAAGGAUGCACACAGAAGAUCUACGGAAACCCAAGUUGCGCACGACCUACGUGUUGCUGUUGAAGUAGAACGAGCAAAUUUGAGGAAAUCCAACGAAACUGAAAGCGAGCGCAAACUACGUCUCUCAGUCAAUGCAGAGAGGACCAAAUUAAGGAGGUCUGCUGAAACCGAAGAGAGCAGAGCCGACCGUCUCGCUAAUGCUGCAAGAAUUAGGAAAAUAAGGGCAGCUGCUGCUAUAGAGAAGCGAGUACUGCGAUCACAUACGCGAGUAGAUGAGAUGCAAGCACAGCCUGCGCCGGCAUCUCAUGGAAACACUGAACAAAAUCCUCGGAAGCGUCCUCGAUCACAGCAAUUAGCAGAAGAUGAUUGCGUUCCGAGUACUUCCAUUCUAGAUAAUUCCGAACUCGUGAGCAUCUUUGUGAGAACUCCAGCGAUUGCGUCCACUGUAUUCUUGAAGGAUUUGACUGCGCAGGUCCCUCGCGCACUGGAAAUAAACUUGAAUGACGUAGAUGAAAAUAGUCUCAAUUUCACAUUUCACCGAAGUCCAGUAAGACGGCACGAAGAUUGCGAGGUUAUAUCACUUCCCAGUGAGAUCUCUUCGACUACGUACGGAACCGAGUAUCCUCCCCCAAGAACUGCGAUCAGUGAGUCUUUGAACACAGCUACAGAUCAGUCUGCGAUUCAGAUGAGAUUAGCUCGAGAUUGUGCCAGUUUGAUUUGUUCCUUCACGAUGCACAAUUUUCCUGCGUGUUCAUUGCAAGAAGGUCAACAGAGUCCGCAAGCAAGCAAACAUGUACGUGUACGUGCCCAUGCGCAAACAAGAGAGAAAACUCAAAAACAGUGCAGGUUUAUUCCGUCUACCUCAUUCGCAAGCAAGAUACGGAAGUCCGCAAAAUCAGCGCACUUUACACGAUUUGCUUCCAAACUGUAG